AUGUCCCGCCAUCCCUCCGACGGUGACCCCAAUCGCCAGGGACACUAUCCUCCUCCCCAAUGGUCAGGGCGGCCCGACGACCAGCAAUAUCAGUAUCCCCCUGGGUCCUAUCCACCUCCACCUGAGCACGAUCGUUCCUACUAUCCUCCGCCGGCGCAAUAUCCUCCUCCUUCCAAUAUGACUGCCAUUCACCCCGGUCCGUCGCCGGACUAUCGGCUGCCGCCUCCUCCCGGAGCCUAUCGUCCCGACCCGUAUCAGCCGCAACCCCCACAGCCGCCGCAGAUGGUCUACCAGGCGGCCGCGCCGCGCCAGCGAACAGCCAUUGCGUGCCGGUACUGUCGCCGACGCAAGAUCCGUUGCUCGGGAUUUGAGAGCUCGACCGAUGGGCGCUGCCACAAUUGUCAACGAUUCAACCAGGAAUGCAUGUUCACACCCGUCUCUUCCCAAGCACAAGCCUUCGUCCCGGCCCACGCCGCCUAUCCUCAACUACGCAAUGGCCAGGGAGGUCCUCCUCCCGGCACCACCUUCUACGGCGCUCAUGGCCAGCCGCUGCCCCCCAGCCAGGCGGUGCAACCCCCCGAGACGACUCUACCGCCACCUCAAGGGAUGUAUCAGAACCCGUACGGCCGCCCCGGCGCGGACGGCCCCCCACUGCCCCUUGCGCAAUCGAUGCCGGAUCCGCGACAGCGCCGUGGUUCUGGGACCGGCUUCGAUUACCCUGAGCCCGCAAAUCUGGCCCCCGUUACACCCGCCAGCUCUACCCCCGGAUACCAGACGCACACCGCCCCGAGCCCCUACUAUGGUCAUCCGAUCGACCAACGUACCUCGCCGCAAGCUGGAUAUCCCUAUGAUUCCCGCCAUUCCACCUCCCCUCAUGGCUCGCCAUAUGCCCCUAUGCAGGCCCCGGCGGGCGGCCGCACCCCUCCACCACCCACCUCUACCCCCGGUGGCUCUCAGCGCGGAGGCUUGAAUGUACGGGAUAUGUUGAACCCUGGCCAGGAUGGUGACUCCCAGGGUCGUUCCAGCACCGACAGCGACAUGCUGAACCAGCUGAACCGCCGUGGUCCUCGGUAA
Messenger RNA from Penicillium macrosclerotiorum, 1074 nucleotides. Its product is annotated as Zn(II)2Cys6 transcription factor domain-containing protein. The transcript is spliced from 4 exons. The record is from RefSeq and is a predicted model, not a curated record. Gene Ontology annotation, cellular component: nucleus. Gene Ontology annotation, molecular function: zinc ion binding; DNA-binding transcription factor activity, RNA polymerase II-specific. NCBI's taxonomy places the organism in Eukaryota, Fungi, Ascomycota, Eurotiomycetes, Eurotiales, Aspergillaceae. Gene Ontology annotation, biological process: regulation of DNA-templated transcription. The coding region runs from base 1 to 1074 and encodes 357 amino acids.